AUGCCGGUCGUGGCUCGAAUCUGUAACGUGGUGUUCGCAUCGCUAUGGCGACUGUCGCAUGGGUUGGCGAAAGGUUUUUGGUUGCUUGGACGUUUCCCGGGUGGUCUGCUCGAAUUUUCUCAAUUUAAACAGAUGUGUUGCGGAAACAACAACUUUGCCCGCCGCGCCGAGUGCUUCAAGUGCGGUACCGCGCGCCCCGCCGACGCGGGCGGCGGCGGCGGCGGCGGGCGGGAGGAUCGAUAUGGCGGCGGAAGAGACGACAGGGGGAGUGAUCGCUACGGGGGCGGGAGAGGCGAGGACAGGGGCGGGGACCGCUACGGCGGGGCGAGAGGCGACGACAGGGGAGGAGAUCGCUACGGGGGAGGCAGAGGCGACGAUAGGGGCAGGGGGGAUGACAGGGGGAGGGGGGAUGACCGCGGGAGAGAUGACAGGGGAAGGGGGGACGAUAGGCGCGGGGGGGAUGACAGGCGCGGCGGGGACUACGGGUCCCGCGGAGGGGACCGCGACGGGGGGCGCGGGGAUGGGGGCCGGGGGAGCGGAGAUUAUGGCGGGCGCGGUGGAGGGGACUUUGCGCGGGAUGACAGGGGCGGUGGCGGAGGGGGAGGAGGAUCCGCGGGCGGAGGAUAUGGGGGAGGGGGAUAUGGGAAUGACGCCGGGGCGGACAGUGGGGGCGGGGGCGGGGGUGCGCCGGGGGUGAAGCAGUGCGAUGAGAAUUGCCCCCCGGAUUGCGACAAUGCGCGGAUUUAUAUUUCCGGGCUGCCCAAGGACGUCACCGUUGACGAGCUAUGCAACCUCUUCGGCGGCAUUGGAAUGAUCGCGCGCAUCAAGCAGAAGCGCGGGUACAAGGACCAGUGGCCGUUCAACGUGAAGCUGUACACGGACGAGAGGGGGCAGAACAAGGGCGACGGCGUGCUGACCUACGAGGACCCGCAGGCCGCCCACAGCGCCGGUGGCUUCUUCAACGGUGAGCUGGGCACUUGCCUCAGCCAUCCCUUCAGCCUCAUCCAUCCCUUCAGCCUCAUCCAUCCCUUCAGCCUCAUCCAUCCCUUCAGCCUCAUCCAUCCCUUCAGCCGCAUCCACCCUUUCAGCCUCUUCUGUCUCUUCAGCCUCAGCCAUCCCUUCAGCCUCAUCCAUCCCUUCAGCCUCAUCCAUCCCUUCAGCCUCAGCCAUCCCUUCAGCCUCAUCCAUCCCUUCAGCCGCAUCCAUCCCUUCAGCCUCAUCCAUCCCUUCAGCCGCAUCCAUCCCUUCAGCCUCAUCCAUCCCUUCAGCCUCAGCCAUCCCUUCAGCCUCAUACAUCCCUUCAGCCGCAUCCAUCCCUUCAGCCUCAUCCAUCCCUUCAGCCUCAGCCAUCCCUUCAGCCUCAGCCAUCCCUUCAGCCUCAUCCAUCCCUUCAGCCUCAGCCAUCCCUUCAGCCUCAGCCAUCCCUUCAGCCUCAUCCAUCCCUUCAGCCUCAUCCAUCCUUUCAGCCUCAUCCAUCCCUUCAGCCUCAUCCAUCCCUUCAGCCUCAUCCAUCCCUUCAGCCGCAUCCAUCCCUUCAGCCUCAUCCAUCCCUUCAGCCUCAUCCAUCCCUUCAGCCGCAUCCACCCUUUCAGCCUCAUCCAGCCCUUCAGCCGCAUCCACCCUUUCAGCCUCAUCCAUCCCUUCAGCCUCAUCCAUCCCUUCAGCCGCAUCCACCCUUUCAGCCUCAUCCAUCCCUUCAGCCGCAUCCACCCUUUCAGCCUCAUCUGUCUCUUUCUCCCGUUUCUGCUUGUCCCUUCCCUCGCACUCCCCGUUUGCUUCCUCCUCUCCGUCUCCUCCUCUCCGUCUCCUCCUCUCCGUCUCCUCCUCUCCGUCUCCUCCUCUCCGUCUCCUCCUCUCCGUCUCCUCCUCUCCGUCUCCUCUCCGUCUCCUCCUCUCCGUCUCCUCCUCUCCGUCUCCUCCUCUCCGUCUCCUCCUCUCCGUCUCCUCCUCUCCGCUUCUCUCUCAGACCUCGCUUCCCAUCCCUCUCCUGCCUCUCUCCCGCCCCUCCUUUCCCCUCUCUCCCGCCCCUCCUUUCCCCUCUCUCCUGCUUCUCCCUUUCCUCCCCGCUUUCCUCCUCCCCCAGGUCACACCCUGCGCGGCAGCACCAUCAAGGUGGGAAUGGCGGAGAAGUCAGCACCACAGCCGGGAGGAGAACUCACCUCUGCGUGUCCUCACCCCCCCUUCUCCCCCCUUCUUUCCCCUCGCCUCCCCUUCGUCCCUUUCCCCCCCCCCCCCUCCCCAGGCCACACCCUGCGCGGCAGCACCAUCAAGGUGGGAAUGGCGGAGAAGUCAGCACCACGGCCGGGAGGAGGAGGCGGACGAGGAGGGUGA
Messenger RNA from Closterium sp. Yama58-4, 2331 nucleotides. The record is from the annotation of a GenBank genome assembly. NCBI's taxonomy places the organism in Eukaryota, Viridiplantae, Streptophyta, Zygnematophyceae, Desmidiales, Closteriaceae.